UACCAAAAUCACCCUCCUUCACACAUUUGGACUAAUCGAUUAGCUGAUCCAGCUCCAGUUAUUAUGAUAAUUGAUUAAUUACGGAAGUUUUUUUUUCCAGUUUCUGAAAUGUGAAGCUUUUCGGUGUCAUACCUGGUAGUAAAUUGAAUAUCUUUGGAUUUUGGGCUGUUGAUUGGACAAAACAAGACAUCUGAAAAUGUCAUCUUUGGCUUGAUUAAUCAAGGAAAUACUCGGAAGAUUAUACAAUAAUGGAACUAACUGACUAAGUUAACUGCAGCCCAACAUUUCUGUUAGCCCUCAAAUACAGUACUGUGCAAAAUUCUAGCAGGACAACCAUCCCAAACAUACGGCCGGAGUCAAAAGAGUCAGUCUGGGGCUACAUGAAGAGACAGAAGAUACUGAGAGAGACUAAACCCACAGAGGAACUGUGGCAAGUUCUCCAAGAUACUUGGAACAACCUGUCUGCCAAGUAGCUUGAAAAAGUUUGUCCAGGUGUACCGUGGAGAACUGCUCCUGCAAAGUGCUGGGAAUGCAGCCACCGCUCCCAGCUGAGGCAGUCAGAGAGCUGGUGUGCUCCUGCCUGCACAGAGACCCAGUGGCAGCAGACCUCCGCUGCAGCCUGUUUGUUGCUGCUGCACAGAACUACAAGAGGGACUCUUUGCUCAGACCCUUCCCUCCUAGAUACAUAAGUGGUGACAAUAAGGACUUUGAGGAGCUGUUGGCUGAUGUGAACUCUUUGCCUGGUGUGAGAGAGUUGGUGAGACUGCGACCUGGAGAGGGAGAUCAUCAUCUGGCUCUCACACACUGGGUUCUCUCUUCAAACAGCUUUGCUGUGAAGACGCUACAGAAAGAUGAGUAUCCCAAACUUUGUAAAUUGACGGAAAAUGAGGGGAUUUCUGCGCCCGUGCCGGACUUCCUCUUUGAGCUGGAGUACUGUGAUCAGAUGAACGCCAGGUUUGAGAAGACAAGGGCAGGACGAGACGUCUUCUACGCAUUCCACGGGAGCCGCCUGGAGAACUUUCACUCAAUCAUUCACAACGGGCUGCACUGUCACCUAAACAAGAACUCAGUGUUUGGAGAGGGGACCUACCUCACCAGUGACCUCAGCAUGGCUGUCCUCUACAGUCCCCACAGCAGCGGCUGGAGAGAAAGUCUCCUGGGUCCGCUGCUGAGCUGUGUUGCCUUGUGUGAGGUCAUUGAUCAUCCAGAUGUUAAGUGCCAGGUCAAGAAAAAAGAUUCUGAAACCGUUGACCGUCAGCGCUCAAGGGCAAAGAACAGUGAAGGAGGGGAUGUACCGCAGAAGUACUUUAUAGUCACCAACAAUCAGCUUUUGCGAGUCAAGUACCUGCUUGUUUACUCUCAGAAGAGGUACCUGUCCAGACGUUCCCGCAGCACCUCCUGGUUCCUCCGACACCAUUUUGCCGUCAUGAUGAGUCUCUACCUUCUGCUGCUCAUUCUCAUCGGUGCCUUUAACUCCACCACCUUCGUAUCCUUUUGGAACAGACUAUUCAGGUGACGAGACAACAGGACGGACGGAUGUUCAUUUUCCACUGUGCCUUCCUGAUCAGAGACUGACUGGAGGCCUGAGCAAAGAUGCACCUUUAUACUGUUUUCUCUUUACAAUCAUUUUCUUUAUUUAUAUAAGUAGUUCUAAUGACUUUUAGUCCAAGAUAACAUAUCUUUUCAAAUAGGGGCUAUCUCCGUAGCUGCUAUUGUGUAUUAAGAGCAUUCUUCAUUCUUAAUUUUAAGAAUUGUAUUGCAAUGUUUCAUCUGUAAUUUGUAUUGAUUAGUAAAAAUUCACUUUUGUAGAUACGCUCUGUUGCCGUGUGGUUGUGGUCCUCUGGGGACAGUUUUAUUAACCAAAGAUGGGGAAAGAAAAAACGCCUGACUUGUUAAUAGCGCCGAUGCUGGACUAGGCAGUAACAUCAUUGUUCCACUUUAAACGCUUAAUUUUAUGGCUUGACUUUGAUUUACUCCAGAACGGGCCAUUUGUAGCUCCUGACUUAAGUGUAACUCUAAGGUAUUGAACACACCGGUUAGUUUUGACGAAGGAAAAACAUAGGGUCGCCAUUUUGGUUAUGCUAACAUUUAUAAAAAUAUGGAUCACAGAAAGGCCACUGAUCACCUUAUUUGUAGUCAUUUCAGAUAUGCUUUUUUUUAUCUUUAAAGCAGUAAAGGAUUUAAGCUGUAUAUCCUGUUAAAGACAUCAGUUCUUGAGAUUUACUACAAUGUUUGACACUAAUAAAAUGAUACUUUUAAUUGAA
This is a messenger RNA of Xiphias gladius (swordfish), 2264 nucleotides long. It is a transcript of the gene parp16, whose product is annotated as poly (ADP-ribose) polymerase family, member 16. Gene Ontology annotation, molecular function: kinase binding; protein serine/threonine kinase activator activity; NAD+ poly-ADP-ribosyltransferase activity. The record is from RefSeq and is a predicted model, not a curated record. The coding region runs from base 530 to 1516 and encodes 328 amino acids. NCBI's taxonomy places the organism in Eukaryota, Metazoa, Chordata, Actinopteri, Istiophoriformes, Xiphiidae. Gene Ontology annotation, biological process: endoplasmic reticulum unfolded protein response. The transcript is spliced from 8 exons. Gene Ontology annotation, cellular component: nuclear envelope; intracellular anatomical structure; endoplasmic reticulum tubular network.